AGAAUUCGAAAAUGUUAAAAAAUUUGUGUUGAAUUGAAUCAAAAUAAUGGUUUCAAUCUUAAAUAAAAUCGGAAAAUACAGUAUUCUUCCCGUUAUUGGUUUAUUUGACGCAGAUAAGGUGCAAAAUGUUACUAAAACCGAACAAAUUACUGAAAAGACUUUGAAAGAAACGGGAUGGGAGAGAGUGAAAAAAAUUUUUGAAGCAGAUGAAUUUGGCAAUCUCACAAAUGAAGUAACCUCAAUAUUACAAGUUGCUGCAAUGAGUUCCUUCAUAGGAGCCAUUUAUGGAGGGGUUAUUAAUAGUAGAUCCGCUUAUUUAGAAUUUAUGAGAAGCAAUGAAGCAACGUCUUUUGAAAAUCACUUAGAUGCAAAGAGGAAGCUACAAGAUGCAGUUACAAUUAGUUUUGGGAAAGGUGCGUUCAAAUGGGGAUGGAGAUUAACAUUAUUCAGCACUACAUUUGUGGCAGUAUCAACAAUCAUCCAGACAUAUAGAGGAAACUAUGGAAUUUCAGAAUAUGUAGUAUCUGGAGUAGUAACUGGAACAAUGUAUAAAUUCAAUAUGGGGCCUCGAGGCUGGAUAGUUGGAGGUGGUCUAGGUGGCGUCUUAGGUUUUAUCUGUGGUGGAUGUACAUAUGGGCUUUUAAAAUUAUCUGGUUUAUCAAUGGAAGAAGCGAGGUAUUGGCAGAACAAAUGGACCAAUGAUAGAAGUGAAUAUUUUAGGAAAGGUGUAGCAGAUUACCUUGAAAAAGAAGACUUUGCAGUUAUAAAAAUGCAUAAUGACCAAAUUGGAGAAUCCGGGAAAAAUAUAGAUAAUUUAGAUAAACAAGAAAAUUCUGUAGUACAAAAAUCGAAUAAAAAUGUUCAGUGAUUCUUUUUGAA
This is a messenger RNA of Diorhabda sublineata, 879 nucleotides long. It is a transcript of the gene 140up, whose product is annotated as RPII140-upstream gene protein. Lineage: Eukaryota; Metazoa; Arthropoda; Insecta; Coleoptera; Chrysomelidae. Bases 47 to 868 code for a protein of 273 amino acids. The record is from RefSeq and is a predicted model, not a curated record. The transcript has 5 exons. Gene Ontology annotation, cellular component: mitochondrion.